Messenger RNA from Rosa rugosa (rugosa rose), 2383 nucleotides. RefSeq names its product phosphoenolpyruvate carboxykinase (ATP) 1-like. Lineage: Eukaryota; Viridiplantae; Streptophyta; Magnoliopsida; Rosales; Rosaceae. The transcript has 13 exons. The coding region runs from base 164 to 2185 and encodes 673 amino acids. The record is from RefSeq and is a predicted model, not a curated record. Gene Ontology annotation, cellular component: cytosol. Gene Ontology annotation, biological process: gluconeogenesis. Gene Ontology annotation, molecular function: phosphoenolpyruvate carboxykinase (ATP) activity; ATP binding.
UGGCCCUUUAUAUACGACUCCACUUCGUUCUCUUUUCCCUCAUCACCAUCUCAUUUGCGUUUCAGCAAAAUCUCACUCUCAUUUGCAUGAUCGGUCACUCUCUCAUUUCCAUUUCCCAUUAGCUCUUUCAUACUCAUUUUCGUCUCAAAUUCUGUGGAUUGAGAUGGCGUCUAACGGUGACGGAGAUUUCAGCUUCGCGACUGGGAACGGCCCGGCGGCGGUGACGAACGGCAACGGAGCGGCGAGGAACGGGCUGGCGAAGAUCCAUACGACGCCGAAGAACGGGAAUGGGGUGUGCCACGACGACAGCUCGGCGACGGUGAAGGCUCAGACCAUCGACCAGCUUCAUUCGCUGCAGAAGAAGAAGUCGGCACCGACGACACCCAUCAAGGGCACUCAGGGAGACUUUGCUGUGGCUCUCUCCGAGGAGGAACGCCAGAUGCAGCAGCUCCAGUCCAUCAGUAACUCUCUGGCUUCGCUGACGAGAGGGACUGGACCAAAGGUUGUGAGAGGAGACCCUGCCCAGCAGUCUCCUCAUCAUACCCCGAAGGUGUCAUCGCACCACCAUCAUUUCACUCCCACCAUCAGCGUCAGUGACAGUGCCCUCAAGUUCACCCAUGUCCUCUACAACCUCUCUCCUGCUGAGCUAUAUGAGCAGGCGAUAAAUAACGAAAAGGGGUCGUUCGUUACGUCAACAGGCGCAUUAGCAACACUUUCUGGAGCCAAGACAGGUCGGUCUCCAAGAGAUAAACGCGUCGUCAAGGAUGAGACCACAGAAGAGGAGCUUUGGUGGGGAAGGGGUUCACCGAACAUUGAGAUGGACGAGCACACUUUCAUGGUCAACAGGGAAAGAGCUGUGGAUUACCUGAAUUCUUUGGACAAGGUCUUUGUAAAUGACCAAUACUUGAACUGGGAUCCAGAAAACAGAAUCAAAGUGCGGAUUGUCUCUGCCAGGGCUUAUCAUUCUUUGUUCAUGCACAACAUGUGUAUCCGACCCAGUCCUGAAGAGCUGGAGAAUUUUGGUACUCCGGACUUCACUAUUUACAAUGCUGGUCAGUUCCCGUGUAAUCGUUACACCCACUAUAUGACAUCCUCCACUAGCAUAGAUCUUAAUCUUGGUAGGAAGGAAAUGGUCAUCCUCGGCACCAUGUAUGCCGGGGAAAUGAAGAAAGGCCUUUUCAGUCUCAUGCAUUAUCUCAUGCCUAAGCGACAAAUCCUAUCCCUACAUUCUGGCUGCAAUAUGGGGAAAGAUGGAGAUGUCGCACUCUUCUUUGGAUUGUCAGGUACUGGGAAGACAACUCUGUCUACUGAUCACAAUAGAUACCUAAUUGGAGAUGAUGAACACUGUUGGACUGAGAAUGGUGUAUCAAAUAUCGAAGGUGGUUGCUAUGCCAAGUGUAUUGAUCUCUCGAGGGAGAAAGAACCUGACAUUUGGAAUGCCAUCAAGUUUGGUGCUGUGUUGGAAAAUGUCGUGUUUGAUGAGCAUACUCGAGAAGUGGAUUAUUCUGACAAAUCUGUUACAGAGAAUACUCGGGCAGCCUACCCCAUUGAGUACAUUCCCAAUGCAAAAAUACCGUGUGUUGGUCCUCAUCCGAAGAAUGUGAUACUUUUGGCAUGUGAUGCAUUUGGUGUGCUCCCACCUGUGAGCAAGUUAAACCUGGCACAGACCAUGUACCAUUUCAUUAGUGGCUAUACUGCACUGGUUGCUGGAACUGAAGAGGGCAUUAAGGAGCCACAGGCAACAUUCUCGGCUUGCUUUGGUGCUGCAUUUAUAAUGUUGCAUCCAACGAAGUAUGCAGCAAUGCUUGCUCAGAAAAUGCAGCAGCAUGGUGCAACUGGAUGGCUGGUCAACACUGGCUGGUCUGGUGGAAGGUAUGGUUCGGGAAAGCGCAUUAAGCUACCCUACACCAGGAAAAUCAUUGACGCCAUACACUCUGGCAGCCUCUUGAAUGCAAAUUACAAGAAGACUGAAGUGUUUGGACUUGAGAUCCCCACUGAGAUUGAGGGAGUGCCUUCAGAAAUACUGGAUCCAGUGAACACUUGGUCGGACAAGAAUGCAUACCAGGAAACACUCCUGAAGUUGGCUGGUCUAUUUAAGAACAACUUUGAGACUUUCACAAACUACAAGAUUGGCAAGGACAACAAGCUGACUGAAGAAAUUCUCGCUGCUGGUCCGAAUUUCUAGUGAAGUAGUAGUCAUUUUAUUUUUUUCUCUUUUGGUUGAAAAUAAGAUUGAUAGUAGUCAUUGUAUUCUUUUUUCUUUUGGUAGAAAUGAUCCUUUGUUCAAGUAGGAGCAGUUGUGUUAUAAUUGUUCAGUAGAUGAGCAAAAUGAUCCUUUGUAGCUCCAACUAUCUAAUAAUGAAAGAUCGUUCCUUCUGUCUUA